Messenger RNA from Truncatella angustata, 1575 nucleotides. RefSeq lists its product as uncharacterized. Bases 171 to 1265 code for a protein of 364 amino acids. The record is from RefSeq and is a predicted model, not a curated record. NCBI's taxonomy places the organism in Eukaryota, Fungi, Ascomycota, Sordariomycetes, Amphisphaeriales, Sporocadaceae. The transcript is spliced from 2 exons.
UUCUAUCCACCUUCAACAAAGAGUCUGUGACCUUUUUAUUUCAGCUUUCGAAAACGGUCUGGAACCAGUUUGAGCAUACGCCCUAGUAUUUAUUAUUACUUCGAAAAGAGUCGUCCAGACAACGAACGAGAAUCCACGAAUCAUCAGUUCAGAUCACGUUAUCAGUCACAAUGUUGGUCAAGAGUGUACUUGUUGGGCUCCUAAGCCUGUCCGCCAUGGCAGAGGCUUCCGUUAUCCGGGAUCCUUUCGACAACGUUCUUCACCAGCGGGCUAGCCGGUCUCUUCAGGGUCGACAGAAUCGUGGCGGCAACCGCGGCGGCAACGGAGGAAACGCAGGCAAUGCAGGAAACCAGAACAAAGCUACCUCCACUGCUGCCGCUGCCACCAACACCGCGGCUACUGGAAACAAUGGCAAUGCCAACAACGGCGGGAACAACGGCGGGAACAACAACGCCGCCGGCAGUGCUUGUCUUGCUGCCAAUGCUAUUCAGACUGGCAGUGCCGCCGACGGCUCUCAGGGUGCCAGUGCCGGACAGGCCAAAUCCGCAACGGACGCGGCCAACUUCAUCAACUUCUGUCAGGGCGAGACUCUCACCAACGGCCUGCAACAGAAGCAAGGUUCUUGCAACGGUAUUCCCAUGGGCAAAAUGCCAGCCCAGGCCAAGAUGAUCUCGGCCGUGUUUGUUAACCCUCAGAAUGGCGACAACAUUGCUGCGAACCAAGACUUCAAGAUUUCUGUUCAAAUGGCUAACCUCGCUGCCGGCACCUUCACCAACCCUGAUAGCACUUACUACUCUGCCCCUCAGGAUCUUGAUGGCAGCGGACAAGUCAUCGGCCACACUCACGUUGUCGUUCAAGAUACUGGCAACAGUUUGAACCCAACCAAGGCUCUCGAUGCCACUCAAUUCGCCUUCUUCAAGGGAAUCAAUGAUGCUGGUAACGGAAACGGCUUGCUAUCCGCUGAUGUCGCAGGGGGUCUGCCCGCUGGAAACUACCGUGUCUGCUCGAUGACUGGUGCCGCCAACCACCAGCCUGUCCUCAUGCCCGUCGCCCAGCGUGGCCCUCAAGAUGACUGUGUCCGGUUCACUGUUGGAGGCAAUGCCAACAACGCAGGAGGCAAUGCCAACAAUGCAGGAGGCAAUGCCAACAACGCAGGAGGCACUGCCAACAACGCAGGAGGCAAUGCGAACGCAGGAGGCAAUGCGAACGCAGGAGGCAAUGCGAAUGCAGGAGGCAAUGCGAACGCAGGAGGCAAUGGUAAGUAAAUCUUUACUUUCAAACAUUCCUAGAAGUCAAGACGCUAUAGUACCGUCUCCGAUCUUUUCAACAUAAGCCUCACACAGAUCAUCCUGCCUUGCUUUACAAAGCAUCAGAUACAGUCACAGACACACUCUCCACAGCAGAUUACAGCAGACUCUUUCCAUCACAACAGCAGCUUCUUCCUCCACUACAACAGCAGCUUCUUUCCAAUCACACAGUUCCACUAGCUCCUCCAGCCACUCCAAUCAUACAUGAUCUCACCACACCGUCAGUCGCAGCUUAGCGACUUCCAGCCUCCUAGGUUUGAUUAGGUAA